Molecule: messenger RNA, 1559 nt
Organism: Ceratina calcarata
Lineage: Eukaryota; Metazoa; Arthropoda; Insecta; Hymenoptera; Apidae
Exons: 10
Source: RefSeq, a predicted model, not a curated record
GUUCCUCCGUUCCUGGGCACAGCGUCUUUGGAGUAUCCGGACAAAUUGUCGGAACAGCAGAUGGGUGGCCUUGUUGGCCACAUUUAUAACACCAGCCUGCCAUAUCCACUUCAGAGAAAGAAGAUUAUAAGCUACAGGCUCACUGCAUUUACACCAGGCUGUAGCUCUACCUUUGGCGUUGGGUCUAAUUGGACCGAGAAUAAAAUUCUCGUUUUCGCCAGAAAUUUCUUUGAGAGCGUUUGGCAUUUGACAUGGACAUCGUCAGGUGAAAAAAGUUUCCUGAUCUUUUCGGCAAGAACUGUUGCAGCACUGGUAUUCUUCUGUUUGGGGAUCUCGAGUAUCAGGCCUCCAGUAAUAGACGCGCGAGGAUUAAUCGACUCGAUCCCUAGCUCUUUGAGGUAUAACUGGACGAGAUGCAGCUGGAUUCGGCUUCGAGGUAGGAGCCACGCGGGAAGAGGAAGCAGGAAGACGUGGAGCAGUUACAGUUGCCCAGCUUUCCGAGCGGAACUGGAAGGAAUUGGUGAGGGGAAGAGGAUGAGGACAUGGGAGCAGGAUGAGGACGCUGAGGCUUUUCUGUGAGGAGAUUAACAAUUUCCUUUCUAAAAUUGACGAAUAUACUGAGUCCGGAGGACCAGAUGUACUUUUAGAGGAUUGCUGUGCUAAUCUCGAUUCAAUAGAUUCCACCUUUAAGAUUACCAGAUGUCGUGCGGACGACUUGGACCUCUUGUACGCAUUCCAGCAGUAACACAGCAAGAUUCGAAUUGGUUUCACCGUGUAUGAAGGAGCGUUCGUACCUGAAGGAGGUCUCUUCCGUUUCGUAGAGGACGUAGAAAUUGGACGGUUCUUCGCAAAAAAGUCCUCCGCAGUAGGGCCACGAGUGCCCGAAGGAGGGGUGCGAGCUAGCGAAUGUCUUGGUGUAUGGCCAGACGCGUAGGAAGAAAGACCUUGAUGGUCAUAGUUUUCAAGGAUAUCAGACCUUGCUGCCAAUAGAUAAUCCUCAUCGGUAUUUAUUAAGUCCGUAGAGGGUUUAUAGCCUGUAUCGUGAUCUCUAUCAUUAUUAUUUGUGUUCGUGGAUUUUUUCGAUGUAUCACCUUCAGUAUUAUUUCUUUUUGAUGUUUUUUGUAUUCCUUUUUUAUUUGUGUUUGUGUCGGGUUUUUUGUCCAUAGUUCGGGUUUAACGACGUAUCGUGGAGAAGGGGACGGGCUGCCGGAGCAGGGGUACACCCACGGAUGUCCACCGCUCCCUGGUACUCCAGGGACUCCUCCGUUGCACUUUACCCCCCCCGGAGAUCUGACGGGGGAGAGCUCGUCCGGUGCGGUGGGGGCUCCGACACCCCCACUCAAUAUCCACUUCCUGGCCAGGGACGUCGAGGUAGUCGUCUCCUGACAUGACAUGGCGACGAGAGCCUCGGCAGCAUACGCACAGCAGCCCGAGAGGUCUCGUGAUGGGAACAAUCACGGCGACAUCGGGCACUUCCAGCUCCGCCGCCAUGUCUGCCGGCCUACACACCAUUCACUCUAAAACACAUUCAUCCAUCACCAUUCAUACUGUGUGUUUGG